AUGUACUUCACUUCUAUCCUCAUUGGCCUUGCCGCCCUCGUUGCUAUCACUACGGGAGGACCCCUUCCACGAUUUGACCCUUAUGUUGGUGAUCUAAGGACGUUUGGUCAGACGGGUUGCUUCGCAGACAACCAGGGAGUAGGCACGGUGACUCAAUCGAUGACUGGUGUUUGCAAUCGCUAUGGCGACCCCUUCAGGUCCAUGUACCUAUAUAUGAUUGCCGGAUGGGUUUUCCGCGCACACAGCGAUCCGCUAUGCAAAGAUGAAGGAACCGUCAUUGUAACAAGUAUAAGUGGAAGUCCCUUCGUCUGCAAUAACGCCACCAACGCAUGGGUCGCUUACCAAGUCGAUCGUCUCAGUCCUGGUGUCUAA
Molecule: messenger RNA, 372 nt
Organism: Daldinia vernicosa
Lineage: Eukaryota; Fungi; Ascomycota; Sordariomycetes; Xylariales; Hypoxylaceae
Exons: 2
Coding region: 1-372 (123 amino acids)
Source: RefSeq, a predicted model, not a curated record